Molecule: messenger RNA, 864 nt
Organism: Aegilops tauschii subsp. strangulata
Lineage: Eukaryota; Viridiplantae; Streptophyta; Magnoliopsida; Poales; Poaceae
Source: RefSeq, a predicted model, not a curated record
AUGGCGAAGCAUGGACUCCAAGGUGGUGCCUUCAAGAAGGGCACGACACCGAAAGCCGCCACCGUCCGAUCACGGAGAUCAAGUUUUCACCCGGAGCAACAUGGAGAGAAGAGAGCACCACGACUGAGCCUUCAUGAAGGACACGACGCCCGCGGCGCCGCCACCGUCGGCCAGAGAAGACCGGCCCCCGCCUAUGAAGAUGCCAGCAACCGCCCUGCCUCGAACAUCGCCAGAGCCCCAACAAAGAGCACACAGCCGAGGAAAGGGGAAGGAGGAGUGGACGCAUCCGGACCGGUGCACCCCCGCACCGGCGACGGGUGGCCAUCGGGGCCUCCCAUCCCUCCUGAGAACUCCCCACCGGACACACCCCCGUGUCACCUCACCAUGGCGCCCGCCGCAGCUCGACGCGAGGCCACCAACGGCAGCCCGCCCAACCAUCGACCAAAAGCGCGAAGCCAGCCCGCACCCGCAGCCAAGAGCACUCACCGGAAGAGCCAUCCCGCGCCGCUCGCCGCCGUCCAGGGGCCGGAACAGGGGAGCCACGACUGGAGGACGGCCAGGGCGCACCACCAGCACGCGUGCCCGCCGCGAGCCCGACCACCGCGCGCUGCACGCAGCAGCGGAAGCACGCGCGCCCGCCGGCGAGGCGCCGCGCGCCGCCCGCGCCCGCCAUACCGCCAGAUCUGGCCGAGCCCAGACCUGGCCGCCACCGCAGCCACGAGCGCGAGCCGCCCCGUGCAGCCCACCGCGCCGCCACCAAGCCCUCGCUACCCCGCCGCCAGGGCCUGCGCCUCCGCGCCCCGCACCAGCGCGAAGCACCGCCGUCCGCCGCCGCCCCACGCCAACAGCCUUCGAGCGGGAUGA